AUCAAGCAUACAGUGAUUAUAAUCUUAGUAAUGAACCACCUUCCAUUGAGAUUAAAUCCCUCAUCAAUCAACAAAAAAGUUGGGCUGAAUCUAUUCUUAUACAAGCAGUGAAUUUAUUUGAGAAGCCUGAUAAGGAAUAUUUUGAUAUUAACGAUUCUGUUCAAGAAACAGUGGUUAUUAUUCAGAGUAAUGAGAAUGAACCAAUCUACAUUCCAAAUAAUAAAGACAAAUUGAAAUCUCUUGAUAUUACCAAAGAACAACAAGGA
Messenger RNA from Racocetra fulgida, 266 nucleotides. The record is from the annotation of a GenBank genome assembly. NCBI's taxonomy places the organism in Eukaryota, Fungi, Glomeromycota, Glomeromycetes, Diversisporales, Gigasporaceae.